Molecule: messenger RNA, 2459 nt
Organism: Helobdella robusta
Lineage: Eukaryota; Metazoa; Annelida; Clitellata; Rhynchobdellida; Glossiphoniidae
Exons: 14
Coding region: 113-2125 (670 amino acids)
Cellular component (GO): nucleus
Molecular function (GO): exonuclease activity; nucleic acid binding
Source: RefSeq, a predicted model, not a curated record
CGCUGACGACAGUGUUGACAGGGACAUCAUCAAAAACACCACCUACGAAAACGAUGCAAAUAAUAACACCACCACCAGCAACAACAACAACAUCAACAAUAUUAUCAACAACAUGAACAACAACACUGACCUUCCUGAAGUUUUCGGUAGAAAACGAAUUGCUCAUUGUAGUGACAUUGAACCAAAAAAACCAGUGAAGCACAAGCUGAGAAUUGGUGUCAGACCAUCCCCACAACAAAUCAUGCUUGACAGGAUGAAAUAUUUCUACGACAACAGCUGCACCCUACAAAACAACAACAGCAAUAAUAAUAGUAAUAAUAAUAAUAAUGAAGAUAAAUUUAAUAGUAGUAUUAACAAAGUAGGCAAUAAUGAAACCAACAAAUUUAACAAUAAUUUAAAUAGUUUCAAUAGCUCAAAUGGUAAGGAAACGACUUCCAACAAUCAGGGUGCAUCAUCCUCUAUUAAAACAACAUCUGCAACAUCAUCUUCUAUUAAAACAUCAUCUAUUGCAACAUCUGCAACUUCUUCUGUUGCAACAUUAUCAUCAAAUAGUAGCUCCAGAGUAUUAGUAGUGUAUGGAGGAGGCGUGAAUUCUCCAUCACACAACGUCAACAACUUCGCUUUCCACAAGACAAAUAACAAUUGCAUCAAAGCAACAACCACAACAACAGCAGCAACAACAACAGCAUCACCUCAUCAAAAAAUAGAAACGUCAGCGUAUUCAGUGGAGCGAUCGAAUGCAGCAGUCAACAAAGGAGGCCCUGUUUCGUUGAAGGGCUCCAUUCGAAUUGCUCAUAAGCCAACUACUCAGGUAGCCAGCCUCCGACCACCGCCCAAUGCAGUUGUGACCAAACAGGCUCUGCCCUACGAUCUGAGGCAGAGUGUACUCAACAGUUUCAUCGACUACUGCCUGAAGAUCUACGAUAAUGAGACUGAUGCUUUUCAAAGGGCUCUAUCGGAAGAGGAGAAGUUAGCUCGAUCGAGCUCCAGCAGGCAGAUAUACAAAUCACAUGCUGUCUCGCAGAGAGUUAAUCUUUCCAGAGAGUCAUCAUCUUCUACAGAAUGUCCUCAGUUAUCACCAAGCACUCCUUCCUUUAAAUCCCUCAGUCACGAUUAUGUGUUGGGAGGCAGGUUGGCACAGGAAACUAGCUACUCCAUAAACAGGUCCAACAAGAGUCAUACAACGCCAAUUGUUGUCUCACCUUGUGAGUUGUACAAACACUUGCAACCUUACAUCCUGACUCGUGAACAGUUGCUAUCAAAUGGCUUCCCAGUUCGAGACGUAGCAGGAAAGAACAUUUUAAUUGUUCCUAGUGAAAGAACUCUUGUCAAAAAACCAUCAUUAAACUCCAAGGAAAAGAUAUGUUGUCGGUGUGGUAAGGGAUUCAUUGUUUUGAGCAAUGGCAAUUAUCUAACAAACGAAAACUGCUUCUACCAUUGGGGACACUCAUACAAAAAAAGAGUUGCUGGCAUGUUGGAUCAUCAAUACAUGUGCUGUCAGAGUGACAUCUCGGCCAAAGGAUGUGAAGUAGCAGAGUGCCAUGUACAUGAAGAAAAUAAACUUACUGAUCUGGCCGGCUAUGUUGAAACGACAACCUGCAAGCCAAGAAAAAAUGAUGAUUAUGGAGUUUUCGCUCUCGAUUGUGAAAUGGUGUACACAACAGUUGGAUGUGAGUUGGCUCGGGUAACCGUUGUCAACCAAGACUUGAAAGCUGUCAUAGAUGAUUUGGUCAAGCCAGAUAACAAAGUUGUUGACUAUAAUUCAAGAUUCAGCGGUAUAGAUGAAAGAGAUUUGGAAAAGGUCACUACAUCAUUAAGCGAUUUGCAAAAGAAACUGCUAUCUCUGUUCAACGAUAGGACAAUACUUAUAGGGCACAGUCUGGAUAAUGACAUGAUUGCCCUUAAAUUAAUUCAUGGCAAGAUUGUGGACACGUCUGUUGUCUUCCCACACAAAUCUGGACCUCCUUAUAAAAGAGCUCUUCGGAAUUUAUCAACAGAAAUACUAAAAAAGAUUAUUCAAGAUGGCGUGAAUGGACACAAUAGCAAAGAAGAUGCAGACACAUGUAUGGAACUCAUACUCCACAAAGUUAAAGAAGACAUUAAGAAGGCUUCUCGAUUUUGUUAAUUACUUAAAUUAUAGUCUUUGGUCAUUUUUUUUGUUCUUUAACAAUAUCAUCAUUUCUUUGAUUUAUUGUUUUUAUUUAGCAUGCAUUUUAUACUUUAUGACGGACAAAUUCUAUUUAUAUUAUUCCCAUGUCUGGUAAUAACAAAAUAUUCACAAAUUAUGUACUAUAUCUGUUAUAUCUUUUUCGGUGAUAACAUAUUAACAAAAAUUUAUGGAAUCUAAUAAGCGUUUCAUUUCCUACCAAUGACUUAGAGUUUGGUCGCAAAUUUAGACCCAAUUUUUAAUUUUUUUUUGAAUAUCUAAUAUUGCAGUACAAAGUUUCCUGCAUGAACGU